AAUCACAUACAGUACAUCUUUACUGUUGAUAAAAGCUGGAACACUAUGGUAACAGCAUAUGCUGAACAUCCACUAGGGAGUAAUACAUCAACUCAAGUAAUAACUGUACUUGCUCCUCCGGGUCCAAUUGAUGUGUCAGUAAACACCUCUUGUUAUAACAAUAAUAACAGUUUACUUGUUAGGUGGACUGUGUACAGUAAUGGUGGACGUGACAUCAGCAAGUACACACUGAGAUGGAGGAAAGGUUGUAGUCAUACUCCAACUACAUUGCUCAACUCAAAGACAUGGAUGGUAUCAAACAAUGCUAGAUUUACACAGCAAGGAGGCAGUUACAUAAUACCAGGACUGGAUGGUAACACAACAUAUUGUAUAGACGUGGAAGCAACAAAUAGUAUUGGACCAAUGUCCAUGACAGUCAAAGCAACUACACUGUCUGUCCCAAACCAGCCUGAACUUCACUGUAAUCCCACGUUGACCACAAAUACAAGUGUAGCAAUGACUUGGGUAGUCAGCAGCAAUGGUGGUGAUGACGUCUCACAUUAUGCUGUGGUACUGAGUGAAGAUCUGAAUUUCAUGCAGACAGCUUAUUCAAAGAAUCUGUUUGUGGUUGACAAUUCUGAGUUGACACAGAAGGGUGGAAUGGUUACUGUGCCAGGUCUUUCUGGUGGAACAACAUAUUAUGCAAAGGUUGUUGCAAGAAAUUGUGUUGGUGCUAGUGUUCCUGAUACACAGUCUUGCUCUACACGCUGUGGUCCAUUAUUGCAGCCGCGAGCAGCCAAAAAAGUAUUUUUGUCUGAUUACAUCACACUGGCAGUAAAGGCUCCUGACUUGAAUUGUCAAAUUGACAAAUACAUUGUUAAAGACGUAGCAUCUGCUGACGAACUCCAGUCAUCAUAUUCUGUUGAGAAUGGUAUUGUAACUAUUACCAUAACGGGACUGGAGGCAGGAGCAAACUAUACAGUUCAAGUGUAUGCAGUAGAUCACUCACAGGAACGUCCAAUAGGGAAACCAGUCACAUUUCAAAUAUCAAGCCAAGAUAAAGUAACCUUAGGUGGACUGUCGUCGGGAGUCAUAGCUGCAACUACUGCUCCGCCUGUCAUCAUAGUCGUGAUUGUGUCUCUUGUUCUCUGGUGGUUUAAAGCCAGAAGAGCAUCUUCAGAGUCCAGACCUCCACACGUCGAAACUACUCAAGAUGUAAGAUCUGAUCAUGAUACUGUUAUGAGUCAGUCCAGUGCCUAUACUGCAUUCAAGGCUAUGGCAGGAGGAGGAAAUCCAAGAUCAGAAAUCAGAAUGCAGGAAUCGAACGCCUAUGGUGUUGGCAAGAUGCAACAGCCUGCCCACCCUGUUCCACAGUAUGAAGUUGUGAUGUAAGGUAAGGUCACGUGAUGGAAUAACAAGCACUGUUUACAAAUUGCACGCUUAUAAUAUGGUGUUUUGCUGUUUGACUAAGCGCUAACUUAGUGAUUUAGUCUUUUCUCGUUGUGCAUGUCGCUUUGAAAGAGGAGUAAUGACCUAUUGACUUACCAGCAAUGGUAAACAGACUGUGGCAUCUUCAUUCUGUAUGACAUCAUCAGAUCGUGAUCUCCCGUUUCAAUCUAGCGACCAUAUAAAACGAGGCUUCAUUCAU
Molecule: messenger RNA, 1627 nt
Organism: Corticium candelabrum
Lineage: Eukaryota; Metazoa; Porifera; Homoscleromorpha; Homosclerophorida; Plakinidae
Exons: 5
Coding region: 46-1371 (441 amino acids)
Biological process (GO): axon guidance; ephrin receptor signaling pathway; protein phosphorylation
Cellular component (GO): plasma membrane; dendrite
Molecular function (GO): protein binding; transmembrane-ephrin receptor activity
Source: RefSeq, a predicted model, not a curated record